AUGGAACAACCUGAUGAUAUUAUAUCAGUUUUGGGUUCUUUCCGAGCCGAUACUUCAUAUCCAAGAAAUUUAAGUCAAACGACAUUACAUACUCAUGAAGCAUCAACGCUCGCUAUACAUUUAUCUAAUCACUUACGACUUGUUCAAAUAACGAAUUAUAUUGAAGUUAUUAAGUAUCUUUCAAUCUUUUUCGAAGUUGAUCAUGAUUCACCAGUUUCAUUGUUACCUGAAAUACAAAUUGGUAUCUUCUUCCUCGGAAUGAAGAAAAUACGUGUGGUAAAAUUAUCUAUCCAAGGAACAUGGGAAAAAUUUCUUAAUACAAGUUCACAGAAUUUAUCUUAUAUAUUGGAAGAUAUUAUUAAGAUAACGCGAUUAGAUCCAUAUGUUUAUUGGCAGAAAUAUGUAAUACCAUAUCUCGGGUCACAACAGCAAGCAGUCAUAGAUAAAGUAGUCGAUAGUCUUUUUGAUAGAUUACCAUUCUUACUUGAUCAUGAUCAUGAUGUAAACUUAAAAGAUGUUCUGGGAAGAACUUCUUUUGUACCUGUUGGCACAUAUAAAAUGUCUCAGCAGCAACAAAUGCCCGCUGGAGUAAAAUUGGUUAAACCAACAGAAUUAUUUGAUCCGGAAAACAGGAUAGUAGUUGGUCUAUUUUUUGAAGAAGAGCAAGUCUUUCCAGCUGGAAUAUAUGGCAUUCCUAGAAACAUGUUUUCUAAUAACGUUCAUGAAGAUUUAAUUCAUGAAAAAGCACUUAACCUAUUUAAAUAUAUUGAUAACAAUUGGGACGAGUUAACCAAUAAUAAUGAUCGUGGAUUUUUGAAUGUCGUUUUAAGGAAGGAAUGGAUCCCUACAUUUGACAUAUUUGGGAAAAAGGUUUUAUCGAAACCUCAAAACUGUUACUGUCAAAAGGAUAAAGAUUUAUGGGAUGGAUAUCCAGAAGUUCAAAAAGUUCUAAAACAGUUGAAAAUAUGUUAUGUAACUACUAACAUGCCAUUACAUGAGAAUUUGGAGAAGAUAUGUAGCGCGAUUUACUAUAUGAAUGAAGUCUUUCAAGCAAAUGAUUCAACUGCUGAGCAGGAUUUCGAAAUUAUAAAGAAAAAAAACCGUGGAUAUUAUGUGAGUGAUAUUGUUGAACUUCCCGUGGAAUGUACGCCUUUAUUUAAAGCCAUGGGAGUUCGAAAUGAAAUUGGAAACAUGGAUUUGAUAUUGAUUAUUAAGAAUAUGAGAUAUUAA
Funneliformis mosseae is the source of this 1230-nucleotide messenger RNA. Lineage: Eukaryota; Fungi; Glomeromycota; Glomeromycetes; Glomerales; Glomeraceae. The record is from the annotation of a GenBank genome assembly.